UUCAUCAGUUCUUUUGGCGGUGUUAACAGCAGUGGUGGAGGAGUUACCUACGACGGUAGAUCGCUCAUCAUCCACGGCCAACGAAAACUUCUCUUCUCCGGUUCUAUUCACUAUCCGCGCAGCACUCUCGAUAUGUGGCCGUCUUUGAUCUCACUAGCCAAAGCAGGAGGAAUAGACGUGAUCCAAACCUACGUGUUUUGGAACAUUCAUGAGCCAAAUCCUGGGAUGUAUAACUUUGGUGGGAACAGAGACAUAGUGAAGUUCAUGCGGCUAAUCCAAGCACAAGGCCUAUAUGCAUGCCUUAGGAUUGGGCCUUUCAUUGAGAGUGAAUGGUCUUAUGGAGGAUUACCGUUUUGGUUGCAUGACAUCCCCAACAUUAUUUUCCGAUCUGAUAACGAACCAUUCAAGUUCUACAUGCAAAAUUUCACUACUAAAAUAGUAAACAUGAUGAAGUCAGCAAAUUUGUUUGCUUCGCAAGGAGGUCCAAUCAUACUAUCACAGAUAGAGAAUGAGUAUGGAUUAGUAGAAGCAGCUUUCCACGAAAAAGGGCAAUCUUAUGUUACUUGGGCAGCAGCAAUGGCUGUUGGUCUUCAAACUGGUGUACCGUGGGUGAUGUGCAAGCAAGACGAUGCCCCUGGCCCAAUUAUCAAUACAUGCAACGGGCUGCGGUGCGGGAUUACAUGGAGCGGACCAAACUCACCAACUAAGCCAGCGAUAUGGACAGAAAACUGGACACUUACCUAUCAAGCAUAUGGUGAAGAACCAAAACCCAGAUCUCCACAAGAUAUUGCAUUUCAUGUUGUAUUGUUCAUCAUUCAGAUGAAGGGAUGCUACAUAGAUUAUUAUAUGUAUCAUGGAGGAACCAAUUUUGGAAGAACAGCAUCUUCGUACAUAAUGACAAGUUAUUAUAACGAAGCUCCUCUUGAUGAGUAUGGCCAGACUAACCAACCACUAUGGGGCCAUCUUAAGGAAUUGCAUGCUGCAAUAAAACAAUGUGCAGAGGCUUUACUUUCUGGAACAAAUACGACAAUCUCAUUGGGACUAUUCCAAACUGCCUAUGUCUUCAAUGCAAGCUCAGGAAAAUGUGCUGCCUUUCUUCUUAACAAUGAUGUUAGAAAAUCUGUCACCGUGCUAUUUCAAAACAUUGCCUAUAAUUUAGCUCCAAAGUCUUUUACUAUCCUACCAGACUGCAAGAAUGUAGCCUUCAACACUCAAAAGGUGAGCGCGCAAUACAGUACAAGAUCAGCCAAACCAGCGCAGAAGUUGGGUUCAGCUCAACAAUGGCAAAAAUAUACAGAAGCUAUUCCAGACUUUGACAAUACUUCACUGAGGGCAAACACAUUGUUGGAGCAAAUGAGCACGACAAAAGAUUCAUCUGAUUACCUCUGGUACACUUUCAGGUUUCAGCACGCUCCCUCCAGUUCACAACUAAGCGUGCAAUCACUUGCACAUGUUGUGCAUGCAUUUGUCAACAAAGUAUUAGCAGGAUCAGCACAUGGAAGCCACAAGGACCAAGGGUCCAAACUGCGGAGCUCAAUUACUUUGAAAAACGGGACAAACCAAGUCUCCUUACUCAGUGUAAUGGUCGGAUUUCCGGACUCAGGAGCAUAUCUUGAGCAUAGGGCUGUCGGGAUACGUCAGGUGCAGAUUCAAGACCAAAGUGGAUCUCAAGAUUUCGGAAAGAACCAAUGGGGUUAUCAGAUUGGCUUGUUGGGGGAGAAUCUACAAAUUUACACUAACCGUGGAUCAAAUAAAGUUCCAUGGAGUCCGUUUCAGAGCUCUCCUCCUCAACCAUUAACGUGGUAUAAGACAUCAUUUGAUGCACCAGCUGGAACUGCCCCUGUUGCAAUAAACCUUGGUUCCAUGGGAAAAGGAGAAGCUUGGGUUAAUGGACAGAGCAUUGGUCGGUAUUGGGUCUCCUUUCUUACCCCCAAGGGAAAUCCUUCACAAAGAUGGUACCAUAUCCCAAGGUCUUUCCUAAAGCCUACAAAGAAUGUACUAGUUUUACUGGAAGAAGAGAAGAAUGCAUCCCCUCUUGGGGUCUCCAUAGACACCAUUUCAAUUACAAAAGUAUGUGGGCAAGUGUCUGAUUCUCAUAUGCCACCACUAGAGAAGUAUGGGAAGAGACCCCAAGUCAAGCUUCAAUGUCCUUCAAAAAGGAACAUUUCUAGUAUUUUGUUUGCAAGCUUUGGAACCCCUUCUGGCAACUGCCAAAGUUAUGCACUCGGAAGCUGUCACUCAUCUAAUACCAAGGCCAUUGUGGAGAAGGAUUGCAAGGGAAAAAAGAGAUGCACUAUUCCUCUCGCUAAUCAAAAGUUUGGAGGGGACCCAUGUCCAAGCAUCCCUAAAGCUCUAAUAAUUGAUGCAAAAUGCACAUGA
Messenger RNA from Malania oleifera, 2379 nucleotides. RefSeq names its product beta-galactosidase 16-like. Lineage: Eukaryota; Viridiplantae; Streptophyta; Magnoliopsida; Santalales; Ximeniaceae. Gene Ontology annotation, molecular function: beta-galactosidase activity; carbohydrate binding. The annotation marks the transcript as partial. The transcript has 20 exons. Gene Ontology annotation, biological process: carbohydrate metabolic process. The record is from RefSeq and is a predicted model, not a curated record. Gene Ontology annotation, cellular component: vacuole; cell wall.